This is a messenger RNA of Arachis stenosperma, 2567 nucleotides long. RefSeq names its product pentatricopeptide repeat-containing protein At3g16610-like. The record is from RefSeq and is a predicted model, not a curated record. Gene Ontology annotation, biological process: RNA modification. Lineage: Eukaryota; Viridiplantae; Streptophyta; Magnoliopsida; Fabales; Fabaceae. The transcript is spliced from 2 exons. Gene Ontology annotation, molecular function: zinc ion binding; protein binding; RNA binding. Bases 46 to 2493 code for a protein of 815 amino acids.
CUCUUUGUGGUUUCUUUGUAUAAUGGUGAACCUCUUAAGGCAAGCAUGUUUCUAUUAAAGGUAGGGGACAAGUUGAAGAUUCCAAGAUUUAAAAAGGUAAUUCCUGGAUUAUGUUGUAAUAGAUUCCAGUUGAGAGAUGAGUUUGAGUCAAAUCAUUGGUACGUGGCCCAACUUGAAUCCUGCAUCCAAUCCAAAUCUCUUUCUCAAGGGAAGAUUAUACAUCAACAUAUCAUUAAGAACAAUUCUAAUAUCAAAGAUUUCUCCAUUAUCCUUGACAAGCUUACUCAUCUCUAUGUUAAAUGUAAUGAAGUCGAACUUGCCCGCCAAGUGUUUGAGAAAAUUCCAAACCCAAGUGUUGUUUGUUGGAACAUGAUGAUCAGAGCUUAUGCCUGGAAUGGACCCUUUCAACAAGGCAUAGAUUUGUACUAUAAGAUGUUGCAACUUGGGGUGACACCCAACAAAUUCACUUUUCCUUUUAUUCUCAAAGCUUGUUCGGCUCUGCAAGAUAUACAAGUUGGGCAAGAAAUCCACAAGCAUGCCAAGCAACUUGGUCUCGAAAUGGACGUUUAUGUUUGCACAGCCUUGGUUGACAUGUAUGCCAAAUGCGGAGAUUUGUUUCAAGCACAAACCUUAUUUAAUUGUAUGUCCAGCAGGGAUAUUGUGGCAUGGAAUGCCAUCAUUGCUGGGUUUUCACUGCAUACACUUCACAAUGAAACUAUGGAGUUACUUGUACAAAUGCAACAAGCAGGAAUAGUUCCCAAUUCUUCAACUAUUGUAGCAGUUUUACCCACAGUUGGACAAGCUAAUGCAUUAAGCCAGGGGAAGGCAAUCCAUGGUUACUCUUUAAGGAAAAUGUUCAGUGACAGUGUUGUUGUUGGAACUGGUCUUUUGGAUAUGUAUGCUAAAUGCCAUCAUUUGUCUUAUGCCAGGAAGAUUUUUGAUCGGAUGAAGCAAAAGAAUGAGAUAUGUUGGAGUGCUAUGAUUGGAGGAUAUGUUGCUUGUGAUUUCAUGACAAAUGCAUUGGCCCUUUUUGAUGAGAUGGUACAUGUUUAUGAGUUAAACCCUACACCAGUUACUCUUGCAAGCAUACUUCGAGCUUGUGCUAAGCUUACUGAUUUGAACAAAGGGCACAGCUUACAUUGUUACAUGAUUAAAUCAGGGAUGGACUUAGAUACAACGGUAGGAAACUCACUCAUAUCAAUGUAUGCUAAGUGUGGGAUGAUGGAGGACGCAGUCGGAUUUCUUGAGGAAAUGACCUCAAAGGAUACAGUUUCAUAUAGUGGUAUCAUGUCAGGAUGUGUGCAAAAUGGCCAUGCUGAGAAGGCUUUACUUAUUUUUCGCCAGAUGCAGUUAUCUGGGUUUGAACCAGAUUUGGCAACCAUGAUGGCCGUUCUACCAGCUUGUUCACAUUUGGCUGCUCUACAACAUGGGGCCUGUUGCCAUGGAUACUCAGUCAUUCAGGGCUUCACGUCAGAGUCGUCCAUCUGUAAUGCCAUUAUUGACAUGUACUCAAAGUGUGGAAAGAUACAUAUCAGCAGGAAAGUUUUUGAUAGGAUGCAUAAACUGGAUGUGGUUUCAUGGAAUACAAUGAUAAUUGGUUAUGGUAUUCAUGGGCAAUGCACAGAGGCACUUUCUUUAUUCCAUGAGUUUCAGGUUUCAGGCUUGAAGCCAGAUGAUGUGACCUUUGUUGCUGUUUUAUCUGCCUGCAGCCAUUCAGGGCUUGUCAAGGAAGGGAAAUAUUGGUUUAAUGCCAUGAACCAAGAGUUCAGCAUCACUCCAAGAAUGGCACAUUAUAUUUGCAUGGUGGACCUUCUUGCCCGAGCAGGAAAUUUAGAUGAAGCAUACAUCUUUAUUCAAAGGAUGCCAUUCGAGCCUGAUGUUCGUGUAUGGAGUGCAUUGCUUGCUGCAUGUAGGACCCACAGAAAUAUUGAAAUGGGGGAAGAAGUGUCAAAGAGGAUCCAGAAGCUGGGACCUGAAAGUACAGGAAACUUUGUUCUUUUGUCAAACAUCUAUAGCUCUGUUGGGAGAUGGGAGGAUGCAGCACAAAUCAGAACAAUACAACAGCAUCAAGGUUACAAGAAAAGCCCAGGAUGCAGUUGGGUUGAGGUCUCUGGCGUAAUCCAUGGAUUUAUUGGCGGGGAUCAAUCUCAUCCACAAUCAGCAACCAUAAAUAAAAAAUUACAGGAGCUGCUAGUGCAAAUGAAAAGGCUGGGAUACAGUGCAGAUUCUAAUUUUGUUCUCCAUGAUGUUGAAGAAGAGGAGAAAGAACAGAUUCUCCUAUAUCAUAGUGAAAAAAUAGCCAUUGCAUUUGGACUUCUUAAUAUCAGCCCCUCCAAUCCCAUUCUAGUUACAAAAAAUCUGAGAAUUUGUGUUGACUGCCAUUCUGCAAUAAAGUUUAUGACACUCAUAACAAAUAGGGAGAUAAUAGUGAGAGAUGCAAGUCGAUUCCAUCAUUUUAAGAACGGCAUAUGCAAUUGUCAGGAUUUCUGGUGAGAUAAAGGAAAGAACACUGUGGAUCCGAAACAGAAGAAACUAGCUAGGGGUUGUUGACAGAGUAACCACAGAAC